AUGCCAGCAACGAAGGCCAGGUCUUUCGUGGACCUGGUCAUGACUGUUCCGCAACCUAUUCCGGAAGUAAAUCUUCCAAUGAGGUCUCCAAAUAUGAUAGAAGGCCAGGUGUGUUUCAUGUUCUCCAAGGAAGAAAUGGUGUUAUCGGCAGAACCUUUCAGAUACUCUCUGGUUUUGAAGUUCCUCAAGCAGAGACAUUCUCUAGAUGCCAUAAGGAUGUUUAUUCGUGUGAGAUGGGGAUUAAUGGGAAAUGCGGUAGUCUCCUCCAUGAGCAAAAACCAUAACGUUUUCAUCCGCCUAACAUCGGAAGAAGAUUUCAACAAGGCGUUCUCCCGAGAAGCCAGCGAGAUAAAUGGUGUUUCGUAUAGAGUUUUCCAUUGGACACCGGGAUUUACGAAAGAAGAGGAAACUCCUAUUGUUCCGGUUUGGGUGAUGCUCCCAGGUCUCCCUCCAAAUUUCUAUCACAAUUCCAUCCUCAAAAUACUGACGGCACCGCUUGGGAAGUUCAUACGAUCUGAUAACUCCACUCGUUGUACGACGAGAACGGACGGAGCUCGAGUUUGUUUAGAGAUGGAUGCCUCUAAACAGCAUUUGGAUUCAUUCUGGAUUGGCACACCUAGUUCUAGUUUCAAACAGGACGUCGUUUUCGAGACAUUGCCGACUUUCUGCUCAAGUUGCAAGUUGCAGGGGCACAACAAAACAACAUCUGGUGGAGUGAAAAUAACAGAGGACCAGGAUGUUGCGAAGAAUGACAAAGUGCAGGAGCAAGGAGAGGAAAGGCUGACGGAAAAGGAAGUGCAAAAAGAGACAAGGAAAAGUCAGGUGAGAGAAGUAAGGGACAAAGAGAUUGUUAUUCAGGAGUUUGGCAGCUUGAACUCCCCAGUAAACAAGGAAAACAUUUCUGAUGGGGAGAUGGAAGAGCAGGAGUUUGUUCCAGAUAGUAUGAAGUAG
Molecule: messenger RNA, 951 nt
Organism: Juglans regia (Persian walnut)
Lineage: Eukaryota; Viridiplantae; Streptophyta; Magnoliopsida; Fagales; Juglandaceae
Exons: 2
Coding region: 1-951 (316 amino acids)
Source: RefSeq, a predicted model, not a curated record